This is a messenger RNA of Pediculus humanus corporis (human body louse), 2493 nucleotides long. Its product is annotated as regulator of G protein signaling, putative. Gene Ontology annotation, molecular function: GTPase activator activity. Gene Ontology annotation, biological process: signal transduction. The transcript has 8 exons. The record is from RefSeq and is a predicted model, not a curated record. The coding region runs from base 1 to 2493 and encodes 830 amino acids. Lineage: Eukaryota; Metazoa; Arthropoda; Insecta; Psocodea; Pediculidae.
AUGGUAUCGAAAAAAAUAGAAAAUCAAAGAAGUCGAUCCCUAAGCUAUUACGAAAGUAAAAAUUAUUAUUUUAAGGAAUUUGGUGAAAAGAAUGGAAAUGGAGAUGGAAAUCGAGUCGUCGGUUGGGCUCAAUCAUUUGAAAAACUUUUGGAAGAUCCUUGUGGACUCAACGCUUUUGCUGAAUUUUUAAAAAAAGAAUUCAGUCAAGAGAACAUAACGUUUUGGAUUUCUUGCGAAAAAUACAAAUGUUUGGAAGAUGAUGACGUUCUUAGGAAAAAACUCGCUGGAGAAAUAUUCGAAACUCAUUUGGGACCGGGAGCCACGGAACCUGUCAACAUAGAUGCACACGCACAUCAAUACACUCAAGACAAACUUUUGGAGGCUCCCAUCGAUUUAUUCGUACCCGCACAAAAGCAAAUAUUCAAUUUGAUGAAAUUCGACAGUUAUCCGAGAUUUAUUAAAUCCGAUUUGUACAAGGAAUGCCUUUUGAAAGAUUUAUCCAACGAAGACCUCCCAUAUUCGAACAAUUUGAACCUUCCGCCUAAUAUCCCUUCGUCGAAUAUCGAAAACACUCCGAGUCGGGGUAAAUUGAAAAAAUCGAGGAGCGAUGCCGAAGACUGCAGUAGAAAAUCAUUGCUUCCGUGGCAUAAGAAAAAUCGUUCGAAAUCGAAAGAUAGAGGAGAAUCAGAGUAUAAAUUAUCCACCCUGGAACAAAAGGGAGGAAACGAGGAUGUUUUUUCCGUUAGAAGCGAAUUAACUAGCAGUCGUUCGAGUUUAGCGUCUUGGGAUUUAGCAUUGAGGGGAUCUUUCAGCAGACAGUCCAUAACGUCCGGAGAAGCUUCCGAAAGGGAAAAUUGUCAAUUAUGCCGUGUUAUUCUUUCUGAUGGUGCCACGACGGUUGUCAGGGUUCGUCCAAAGGAAACAAUUAGAGAACUCAUACACAGGCUGCUGGAAAAACGUGGAUUAAAUUUUAGUUCGUUCGAACUUUUUACGACGGGAUCUUCGAAACCUUUGGCGUUAGACGAAGAAGCGACAACUCUUAGCAACAAGGAAGUUCGUGUCGAUCAACGUGUCGUUUUCAAAUUAGAUUUACCCAAUCGUAGAACCGUUAGUGUCAAAGCUAAAAUAACAAAAACUUUGGGUCAAGUUUUAAAAUCCGUUUUGCAAAAAUAUUCUUAUAAAUUGGAUGCCGUUACGAUUUGCUCGAUGAGUGAAAACGAGGUUGUCGAAUUAAAUUUACCCGUAACGGCUGUCGACGGUAGGCGUCUGACCGUUUUGACUCGAAGCUCGGAAUGUUGGAAAGGAGAAAAUCAAAUUUGUCAAAAUUCGAACGUUUUUUCAAAUAAAUCUUUCAUCAAAGCCGCUCCCACUCUCGACGAAAUCACAAACAAGGUUUUCGAAGAACUUCUUCAGGGAAAGUACGAAGACGUCGGAAAAUCCGAUCAGGGUUCGUUAAAAUCCGAAGAAUGGGGAUCGGAACAUUCUUCGGGAGUUUUUAGUAAAUUUUUAAGGAGAGAUUCGACUUUUCACGAUAAGAAUAAUAAGAAUAAAAAUCGAGAGGGAACGAGUAGGCAAAUAUUGGAAGGAGCUACCAAACACGUGGAAGGAGUCGUGUCAAUGGUGACGAGUAAACCUCCGUUGAUAGGAAAAUGGAAAUCUGUAAAUAAAUUGACUGGAAAAUCGGAAAGCGAUGAGUUGUACGAAGGACUCAAAAGAGCUCAAAGAAAUAGAUUGGAAGAUCAAAGAGGAACGGAAAUCAAUUUCGAACUCCCGGAUUUUUUAAAGGAUAAGGAAAACGCUCCACAAAGCGGUAAAAAAAUAAGAAAAUUUAGAAAAGAAGAUGGUACUACAACAACAACAACAACAACACCAACACCAAAAUUUUACGAAUCGGAUUUAUCACAAUUAGAAAAUCAACGUGAAAAUUCUCAAUUACAUAUAAAAAAUAGUUUAAAAAAUGAUAAGCACGAUCAUCAAACAGCAUGCGGUCAAUAUUUUUUAUUGAGCAAAACCAUAAGCAACAAUUGGAAACAAGGAGAAAUAAUAGGAAAGUUAGAUUUAUCAACCACAUCCGUUAGAAAAUCGGAUUACGCAGGAAGAACGAUAUCAAAGCCACUAACGUGUAAAACAUAUGAAACUCCCAAAACGACAACAAUAAAAACGGAAUUUACAGUUGAUACCGUUAAAACAAAUGACGUUAUAACAAACGGAUCGGAUGUAUCGAAUAAAAAAAAUUAUGGAAAAAACGAUCCUCCACCAUUACCGCCAAAACCAAAAUUUUUACCCACGAAAUUAUCAUCGAAAAUUAAUUGCGGUAAUAACAACAGCAGCAACAGCAACAACAGCAACGAAACCUCUUUGAGAAUCCCUCAAGAAAUAACAAAUAGAAAUACAAAUUUUUUAAAACCGAGUGAUAUUAAACGUGAAAAUGGUAAAAUAUUAAGAAAUCGUAGAACAGUUUAUUUAGAUCAACCGAGUAGCAGUUUUGUAUAG